This is a messenger RNA of Neoarius graeffei (lesser salmon catfish), 2345 nucleotides long. RefSeq names its product BTB (POZ) domain containing 6a (gene btbd6a). The record is from RefSeq and is a predicted model, not a curated record. Gene Ontology annotation, biological process: neurogenesis. Gene Ontology annotation, molecular function: protein binding. NCBI's taxonomy places the organism in Eukaryota, Metazoa, Chordata, Actinopteri, Siluriformes, Ariidae. The transcript is spliced from 4 exons. Gene Ontology annotation, cellular component: cytosol. The coding region runs from base 200 to 1849 and encodes 549 amino acids.
GCACGGCUCUCUGUGAGGAGGAGGAGGAGGAGUUUUACUGAGUCGAGAGUGUGUUGAUUCUGAAAGGAGGGCUGUGUGUGUGUGUGUGUGUGUUUUGAUUCUGAAAGGAGGGCUGUGUGUGUGUGUGUGUGUGUGUGUGUGUGUGUGUGUGUGUGUGUGUUUUGAUUCUGAAAGGAGGGCUGUGUCCGGAGACGAUGCGAUGAGAAAUAAGGUGCUCGGGAGCGGGACGGUGCGUCUGGAAGCAGCGGAGGGAGAGCGGGGCAGGCAGCGGGGGUUUCCGCCGCUCAGAGCCGAGGAGUCAUGCGCACAUCACGGCCGGAUCAUGAAGGGGCUCGCGUUCUUCCUCCUGCUGCCGGCGGCACUCAGGAAGUCCAGGAAAGCUGCAAAGGGCUCCGGCCGAGCGGCGAGCUGCCUGACCUCCGGCACUGCGCCCCUGAGGAGGCUCAAACCCGCCGCGGAGCUGCAGGAGGUCGGGGGGAAGAGCGGGAGCUCCGCGCUCACUCUGACUGAGCAGGAGAGCCGCAGCCCAGCGGGGCACAACCACAGCGGCUCCGGGGGAGGAACACACACACCGCCUGCACACACACACACCAACCUCCGCGACAGGAACGCAGUGAUGUUCAAUAACGAACACAUGGCAGAUGUGCACUUCAUCGUCGGUCCACCAGGAGCAACGCAGAAAGUUCCAGCACAUAAGUACGUCCUGGCUGUCGGGAGCUCCGUCUUCAGCGCCAUGUUUUACGGCGACCUUGCUGAGGGAGACUCCGAGAUCCAGAUACCAGAUGUGGAACCGGCUGCUUUUUUAAUCCUGCUCAAGUAUCUGUACAGCGAUGAAAUCGAGCUGGAGGCAGAAACCGUCGUGGGGACGCUCUAUGCAGCCAAGAAGUACCUUGUGUCAGCGCUGGUUAGUGCCUGUGUGAACUUCCUGGAGUCGAGGUUGGAGGCGGGGAACGCUUUUGCGCUGCUUUCUCACAGUCGUGCGCUGGACGAGUCCGAGUUGGCGCAGAGCUGUUGGCGGGUCAUCGACGCCCAGGCCGAGCUCGCGCUGAGAUCCGAUGGCUUCCUCCAACUUGACUCGGGUACGCUAGAGUGCGUCCUGCGACGUGACUCGCUCAACGCUAACGAAUCUGCUGUGCUGCAGGCGGCACUGGCAUGGGCCGAGGCAGAGUGCCAACGGCGUGGAACGAGCGCCACGGCUUCAAACAAGCGAGCCGUUCUGGGUGAAGCACUUCACCUUUUACGCCUACCUGCCCUGACGCUGGAAGAGUUUGCUAACGGCGUGGCGCAGUUCGACUUCCUGACUCCACAGGAGACGCGCGAUAUCUUCCUUUGGUUCACCGCAGCUGAGAAACCGAGGCUGGAUUUUCCCGUGUCACCGAGGACAGGACUCGAGCCGCAGCGAUGCAUCCGAUUCCGGUCCUCAGCGUACCGGAGCAAUCAAUGGCGAUACCAAGGACGAUGCGACAGCAUCAGGUUUGCGGCUGAUCGGCGCGUUUUCGUGGCUGGACUUGGACUUUACGGCUCCAGCAAACGGGAAUGCGAGUACGGCGUCCAGAUCGAGCUGAAGAGGCAAGAAGAGCUGCUUGCACAGAGGCUGACCAAGUUUGUCUCGGACGGCUCGAGCUCAGCGUUUGUCGUGUUUUUUAAGCAGCCGGUGCGGAUGGAACCGGACAUUUUCUACACGGCCAGCGCCAUUCUGGAUGGAACGGAGCUGAGCUACUUUGGACAAGACGGCAUGUCUGAGGUCCGCUGUGGAAAAGUCAACUUCCAGUUCCAGAGCUCGUCAGACAGCACCAACGGGACCGGGGUGGAGGCCGGGCAGAUUCCAGAACUCAUCUUCUACACGUGAGGACUUGGACCAGUCUGUUCUGGACCUGGAUUUGAGGAUACUCGGUUGCAUAACGAAGACAGUAUGAGGUACAAGUGAUUACAUUCUCUGGAUUGUUGACACCGGGACAGAAACGAGGACCGGCAAAUUCCCCAAGUCGUCUUCUCCACGUCAGGAUUUGGACUGGUCCAUUUCACAGAGAAUUACGGGGGUUGAAGAAGGUUGAAUUCCAGAAACAGGACUUCACAUUUUCAAAGGAAUGCUUUUCAAUCUUAUUUAUUUCUUUACACUUUUUGUUUUUCUCAUCAUGUCCAUCUUAAUUUAAAACCCUUUUAUUUCUUUGAUUGCUGUCACACAGAACACGCUGCCUGUGAAGAGUGACGUUGGUUUGUCCUGCUUUGAAAACCACGGUUCUUUCUAAUGGGUUUUAUUUAUUUAUGGUUUUUCUCAACGGCUUGAUGCUCGCUGAGAGAAUACGGAGGUUGAAAAUAUCUGCAAAGUUACAGGUUAGCAAGUU